UGAAAAAGACGACCGCUGGCAGCACACGCAACAGCAUUCUGAUUUAUCAAAUAUAACAACUUCUCUGGAAUUGGGAGAUACUAUUUCUCUCCGAAGUGAAUUUAAAAUGGAUGAAAUGGAAGAAGAAUUAAAAUGUCCUGUCUGCGGAUCUUUUUUCCGGGAGCCGAUCCUUCUACCGUGCUCCCACAACAUUUGCCUGGCUUGCGCUCGGAAUAUCCUAGUGCAGACACCAGACGCCGAAUCUCCACAGAGUAGCCGUGCGUCUGGCUCGGGGCUAUCUGAUUAUGACUAUCUAGACCUGGAUAAAAUGAGCCUGUACAGCGAGGCGGACAGUGGAUACGGCUCCUAUGGUGGAUUCGUAAGUGCCCCGACCACCCCUUGCCAGAAAUCCCCAAAUGGUGUGCGUGUAUUCCCCCUGCCGUCCCCCAACCUCCUGCUCAGCACCACUUACUAGGACACCAGGGCUCUCUACCCCUAUCCCCGGAACUCCUGCAUCACCUGCCCGCAAUGCCAUCGCAGCCUCAACCUGGACGAAAGGGGGCUCCGCGGGUUUGCCAAGAACCGGGUGCUGGAAGGGGUUGUGGACCGGUACCAGCAGAGCAAAGCAGCCGCCCUCAAGUGUCAGCUCUGCGAGAAGAGUCCCAAAGAGGCCACUGUGAUGUGCGAGCAAUGUGACGUGUUCUACUGUGACCCUUGUCGCUUGAGGUGCCACCCCCCUCGAGGUCCGCUAGCCAAGCAUCGCCUCGUGCCCCCGGCGCACGGCCGGGUAAACCGUCGGACAAGUCCCCGGAAGAUCUCUACCUGUACAGAGCACGAACUGGAGAACCUGAGCAUGUACUGUGUUCAGUGCAAGAUGCCGGUGUGUUACCAGUGUUUAGAGGAAGGGAAACAUGGGGCACAUGAAGUCAAGGCUCUGGGAGCUAUGUGGAAACUACACAAGGGCCAGCUGUCCCAGGCCCUCAACAUCCUGUCUGACAGAGCUACGGAGGCCAAGGAGUUCCUGGUUCAGCUGAGGAACAUGGUGCAGCACAUCCAGCCCGCUGAUGGUCCAGGGAGACCCUUACUAGUGACAUCAGGGUGGGGAACACUGAAGGAGAACGGUGUGGAGUUCGAAGCCUGUCUGGUGGCGCAGUGUGACGCCCUCAUCGACGCCCUGAACCGACGCAAGGCCCAGCUGCUGACCCGCGUCAACAAGGAGCAUGAGCACAAGCUGAAGGUGGUGAGGGAUCAAAUAUCUCAUUGUACAGUGAAGCUGCGCCAGACAACAGGCCUGAUGGAAUACUGUGUGGAGGUCAUCAAGGAGAACGACCCCAGCGGGUUCCUACAGAUCUCAGACGCCCUGAUCAGGAGGGUGCACAUGACGGAGGGCCAGUGGGGGAAGGGAACCCUGACCCCCAGGAUGACCAGUGACUUUGACCUGACCCUGGACAGCGGACCCCUGUUACAGACCAUCCACCAACUAGACUUUGUACAGAUGAAAGUCCCAGCAGCCCCCAUGCUCCAGCUGGAGGAGUGCUGCACCAUCAACAACAGCGCCACGUUGUCAUGGAAACAGCCACCUCUCUCCACCAUCGCCGUGGAUGGAUACAUCCUGGAGCUGGACGACGGCAACGGGGGACAGUACAGGGAAGUGUACGUGGGGACGGAGACGAUCUGCACGGUGGAUGGACUCCACUACAACAGCACCUACAUGUCCAGGGUCAAAGCCUUCAACACCAGCGGUGUGGGACAGUACAGCAAGAUACUGGCCAUGCAGACCUCUGAGAUUGCCUGGUUCACCUUUGACCCCGCGUCAGCCCACCCUGACAUCAUCCUCUCCAACGACAACCUGACAGUGACGUGCAACAGCUACGAUGACAGGGUGGUCAUGGGUAAUUCAGGCUUCUCCCGCGGUGUGCACUACUGGGAGAUCACGGUGGAUCGCUACGACAACCACCCGGACCCUGCGUUUGGGGUUGCCCGCGGCGACGUGCUGAAGGACGUGAUGCUGGGGAAAGACGACAGGGCCUGGGCCAUGUACGUGGACAACAACCGCUCCUGGUUCAUGCACAACAACUCACACACCAACAGGACGGACGGGGGCGUCAGCAAAGGGGCUACAGUGGGAGUGUUGUUAGACUUCACCAGAAGGGUCCUCAUCUUCCUCAUCAACGACGAACAGCAGGGUCCUGUGGCCUUCGAAGGCAUCGAGGGGCUCUACUACCCUGCUAUCAGCCUCAACCGAAACGUACAGGUGACCCUGCACACCGGCCUGCCCAUUCCUGACUUCUACACUCCAGGGGAAGCAGACCUGUCUGGCUCAGUGUGUUAAGGAGUUGACUCAGCACUGCAGUGAAGCAAGACAAGACAAGGGGCUACGUCCCAAAUGGCACACUAUAGCGCACCCUAAUUCCCUUCAUAGUGCACAGGGCUCAUAGAGCUCUGGUCAAACGUAGUGCAUUAUAUCGGGAAUAGGGUGCCAUUUGGGACUCAGAGAAUGGCAACAAGCUGCUCACCUUCUGGGCUCUCUAAGUGUGGAUCCCAAAUGGCACCCUAUUCCCUGUAUAGUGCACUGCCCUUAGCUAGACUCAUGCUAAAAAGUAGUCUGCUGUAUAAGGAAUAGGGUUCCGUUCAGUGCUCGUUCAACUCACAGCCAUGUACACAACACCACAUCCCUAUUCGCUAGCUUCUAUAGACCAACCAGGCCCAUUGUCAGGUGUCAGACAGCGCAACCGUCGCCUGUUGAUCGCAGGACCAGCGUUGGGUUGGAGUGACGUCAGAGUCUGACGCAAGACAAUGCUCCUGCCCUCUACAGACCACUGGACGGUCCGGACCCAUAGGCUUGACUGUACAGUACAAGAUACUCUCAAUACCCAGCCAUAUAGUUACUGUACAAACUUACUGAGCCAUCAACACCCAACUCUCAAUACCCAGCCAUACAGUUACUGUACAAACUUACUGAGCCAUCAACACCCAACUCUCAAUACCCAGCCAUACAGUUACUGUACAAACUUACUGAGCCAUCAACACCCAACUCU
Messenger RNA from Oncorhynchus keta (chum salmon), 3017 nucleotides. Its product is annotated as E3 ubiquitin-protein ligase TRIM9-like. The transcript is spliced from 11 exons. Gene Ontology annotation, molecular function: zinc ion binding; protein binding. NCBI's taxonomy places the organism in Eukaryota, Metazoa, Chordata, Actinopteri, Salmoniformes, Salmonidae. The record is from RefSeq and is a predicted model, not a curated record.